Molecule: messenger RNA, 626 nt
Organism: Syngnathoides biaculeatus (alligator pipefish)
Lineage: Eukaryota; Metazoa; Chordata; Actinopteri; Syngnathiformes; Syngnathidae
Gene: naa38
Product: N-alpha-acetyltransferase 38, NatC auxiliary subunit
Exons: 3
Coding region: 1-471 (156 amino acids)
Cellular component (GO): NatC complex
Molecular function (GO): RNA binding
Source: RefSeq, a predicted model, not a curated record
AUGCGUGUCGUGGCCACGUCCAACCGCUCAACGUCGCUGUGUAACACCAACAGCUCAGGAAAAUGUCCGUUGCCCCCAACACUUCCGGCAGGAAACCACAGAAGAAGAAUCCACAAAUGGCAGCGAUCGAAGAAAACGGACCGCCGACUCAUUGGAUGUACUUGGUGUACUCAGGACCAGCGUGAUGUGUCGUCGUCCCAGGCGAGGGAGAAGCUGCAGGGCCUUUUGAACAAGAACAUGAGGAUCCGCAUGACCGACGGUCGGACCCUGGUGGGCCUUUUCCUCUGCACGGACCGCGACUGUAACAUAAUCCUUGGGUCCGCUCAGGAGUUCCUCAAAUCCACAGACACUUUCUCCCAGGGUGAACCCCGAGUUCUGGGUCUGGCCAUGAUCCCGGGUCACCACGUGGUGUCCAUUGAAGCCGAGGCGGACACUCUGGAUGACACGCAAGAUUUAGGCGUGAACCAUUAGGAUAUGGACCUUUGAAAGUGGGAGAGUGGACUUUUUAUUUCGUUCAUUUUGAAUAGCUCGGGAGGCCAGGCUGAAAAGCUUCAAUUUGAUGUAUGGUAUUAUUCGCUUUUGGGUGGAAAUCUCAAACGUUCAGAGGUAAACGGAGUCAAACAAAU